Messenger RNA from Dioscorea cayenensis subsp. rotundata (Guinea yam), 964 nucleotides. RefSeq names its product NDR1/HIN1-like protein 10. The record is from RefSeq and is a predicted model, not a curated record. Gene Ontology annotation, cellular component: plasma membrane. The transcript has a single exon. The coding region runs from base 32 to 730 and encodes 232 amino acids. Lineage: Eukaryota; Viridiplantae; Streptophyta; Magnoliopsida; Dioscoreales; Dioscoreaceae.
UUCAUAACCCACAAACACACACAAAAACAUCAUGGCAGACUACAAGCAAUCAAACCUGAACGGAGCCUACUAUGGUCCAGCAAUCCCUCCUUCAAGAACUCACCGGAGCAUCGGACGUGGCGGUUGUGACUGUUGUUGCUUUCCAUGCUGCCUCCUCUCCACUCUCCUUAAGCUCAUAUUCUCCAUCAUCAUCAUUCUCGGCAUCAUCGUCCUCAUCCUCUGGCUCGUCCUCCGCCCUAAUGAGAUCAAAGCUUACGUCGAAACUGCCACCCUCUCCAACUUUAGCCUUUCCAGCAACACCACCAACUCCAACUUCCUAACCUCCAACCUCACCAUGGACCUCAGCAUCCGUAACCCUAACAAAAGGAUCAGCUUCUACUACGAUUACAUUGAAACUCAAGCUUGGUAUGAUGACACUCGGAUUGGUUUCAAGACCCUUGACCCGUUUUACCAAGGAAAAAAGAACACCACUGUGUUGCACCCUGAGUUCAGCAGCCGCACUGCUGUCCUUAGUGACUCGGUUGUGACUACUUAUAAUAGAGAGAAGGGUGAGGGUUUCUUUUAUGUGGAUGUUAAGGUUUACAUGAAGAUGAGGUUGAAGGUUGGUAUUUUUAAGAUUCAUGGAUUUAAGCCGGAGAUUGAUUGCACGUUGAAGCUGCCGGCGACGACAAGCAGUGGGAGCGCUGUGUCCACCUUUGAGAGGACCAAGUGCGAUGUUAAUUACUUUUGAUGGAUUGAUGUGGAGCUUGGAGAGGAUCAUUUUUUGAUUCUUUGUUUAUUGUCUCUUGAGUUGUUGCUCCUUUGUUUCUUUCUUGGUGAUUGAUUGUCAUAGAUUUAGUACCCAGUACUAUUAUAUGAUUUAUUUUUAUUUUUAUUUUUUUGGCGGUUUAUAUAUGUUUAUUGGGCAUGGUUAUCUAUGUAUUCUCUUUUGUAUAUAAAUAAAUCUGUGGGAGAUUUAAUAGUU